Paramecium sonneborni is the source of this 1484-nucleotide messenger RNA. Lineage: Eukaryota; Ciliophora; Oligohymenophorea; Peniculida; Parameciidae. The record is from the annotation of a GenBank genome assembly.
AUGAAUUACAAAUAAAGGGAUGCCCCAUCCUUUUUGAAUAAAUAUCUAUAAAGAGAUGUAAACCCUAAGAGACCUUUUGAGAGCUAAAAUAAAUCUUAUUAAAAAUAUGAUGUAUCUCCAUUAAUAAAGCAACCUGUUAGAAAAACAUUAGAGUUGAAUUUUUCAAGUUUGGAAGAACAGUCAUUAAAAAAAUAAACUGUCUUACCUAACUAUGAACCAACAAAAUGUUCAUCAGGUCGAAAUGGAAUAAUUAGAGGAUAUGCUGCAAAUACUAAUUAAGGAAUAGUUAGAGAUUAUAAUGAAGAUAGAGUUUCUAUAAUAUUAAAUAUUGUGAAACCAUAAAAUAGAGCAACAGAAAAUUGGCCAAAAUGUUCAUUUUUUGGAGUUUAUGAUGGACAUGGAGGAGCAGCUUGUGCUGAUUUUUUAAGAGAUACAUUACACCAAUUUGUAAUAAAAGAGCCUGAAUUUCCAUGGAAUCCUGUAGGAGCAAUAAAAAAAGGAUUUGAAGCAGCAGAAAAUCAUUUUUUAGCUUAUGCUUUAGAUUAAUACUCAAAAGGUAUUCCAGAAAGAAGUGGUUCUUGUGCAAUAGUUUGUUUAAUUGUAGGAGAUGUUUGUUAUGUUGCUAAUGUUGGAGAUAGUAGAGCUGUACUUAGCUCUUAAUAAGGUAAAAGAGUGAAUAAUUUAUCAAUUGAUCAUAAACCAGAAACUGAGGUUGAAAGAAUUUAAAAAGGAGGAGGAAAAAUAUAUUAAACAUAAGGAAUUAAUGAAGAAGGAACAUAAGUUACUGGACCAGUUAGAGUUAUACCAGGAAGAUUAUCAGUCUCAAGAACUUUUGGUGAUAUAGAAGCUAAAUUUGAAUAAUUUGGUGGAAAUUCAAAAGUAGUUAUAUCUGAACCAGAUGUCAAAAUAUUUAAAAUUAAUUAGGAUCAUGAUUUUAUAGUUAUGGGAUGUAAUGAUAUUUAACAUUAUUCUAGGUGAUGGUAUUUUUGAUAAAAUGACAUCAGCAGAAGUUAUUAAUAUUAUUUGGCAAGAUAUAUAAAAUAAUAAUAAAUCCAAUUUACAUUCAAUUCUAUCAACAUCAGUCGAUUCUGUAUUGAAAGAAGCUAUUUAUAAAAAAAGUAGUGAUAAUGUUACUUUAUUAAUUGUGGCCUUUUAAAUUAAUUAACAAAAAGAAGAAUUGAAAGAAAUCAAAUAAACUUAUAGCAAUUCUGUUGAAAGAAUCGAAGAAACAUAUCAUAUCAAUAGCAAACAAAGAAUUAGGUAAAUUUUCAUUUUAAUUAUUAAGUCAAUAAAUACCCAAAAGAAAUGAUGAAAACUUUUCUUAAUUUAGUAGUUUAAAUUAUUGCAAUCAAAAUCCUAGCAUUCAUAAUAAUAAUAAAUCAGCUUUAGUCUAAAAUUUCCAAAAUAGGAUUUUAAAAUAAUAAAUUAAAAAGCCUUGUCUUGAUGAAGUAACAAAUAAAAUAAAAACUAGUUAUAUCAUUUGA